GUUCCGUACUUACCGUCAAAUUAUAGAACGCUUGCAGUUUUUACGGGAAGAUCAGCAUGCGGUUUGUCCAGUUUUUAUUGCACGGGGAAAGAAAAUUGGGACUGGAGCGUGGAAAUGAUGGAGAUAUAGUAGACUUGUGUGCAGGAGACCGCAGAAUCCCGACAGACUUACGAAGUUUUAUUGAGGGAGGAGAUAAAAACUUGAAAUUUGCUGAAAAUCUGGUAGAAGAAAGAGAAUGUGUUCUUAGCAGAGAUUCUGUGCGGAUAGUGGCACCAAUUCUAAACCCAGAGAAAGUCCUGUGUGUAGGAAUGAAUUACCGGGACCACUGCGAGGAGCAGAACGCACCUGUCCCAGAGGAACCUGUUGUUUUCAAUAAGUUUCCUUCCUGUAUUAUUGGACCCACUGACGAUUUAGAAUAUCCAACAGAAACACGGAAACUGGAUUGGGAAGUGGAAUUAGCAUUUAUCAUUGGUAAAGCUGGCAGACAUAUACAGGAAGACGAUGCUAUGAAACACAUUUUCGGUUUCACGGUAGCUCUUGAUGUCACUGCUAGGGACUGGAUGAAGGGGGAAAAUGGUGGACAGGUGUUGUUGGGUAAAGCCAUGGAUGGCUUCUGUCCCCUGGGUCCAGCAAUUGUUACUAAAGACGAGAUUGACGAUCCUCAUAACCUUGGGAUCAGAUGCAAAGUAAACGGCGUUAUCAAACAGAACAGCGACACUAACCAACUUGUGCACAAAUCAGCUGCAAUAAUCGCACACAUAUCCAGAUUCAUCACUUUGAAGCCGGGAGAUGUUAUACUGACAGGAACGCCGCCUGGUGUGGGAAUCGCCAGAAAGCCUCCCGAAUUCCUGAAGAGAGGAGAUGUUGUGCAGUGUGAAAUUGACUGUCUCGGGAAGAUUAUCAACAGAGUGGUGUAGACCACGCGUGUAGAUUGUGCAGUGUCGAUGUAAAUAACUUAUUCAAUAAAAGAAUAUGGAAUCUUU
Messenger RNA from Ostrea edulis (European flat oyster), 983 nucleotides. RefSeq names its product fumarylacetoacetate hydrolase domain-containing protein 2-like. Bases 57 to 917 code for a protein of 286 amino acids. The record is from RefSeq and is a predicted model, not a curated record. NCBI's taxonomy places the organism in Eukaryota, Metazoa, Mollusca, Bivalvia, Ostreida, Ostreidae. Gene Ontology annotation, molecular function: hydro-lyase activity. The transcript is spliced from 7 exons.